AUGAGUCUUGAUGUACAAUUCGACAUUAUUCGCGUACUAUUGAACAAUCAAAUGUGUUUCAUAUCUCUUGGAAAAAAAUCAAAAGUCAUGUGUAAAUUAUUCAAACAAGUACGUCCAUAUACAGGUGUAUCUGAAACUUUCCUGGGAGCUGAAGGUGCAUCACAAUCGGGUCAUGAAAUGAAUUUUAAGAUGAUUGAAGUCAGCAAUGACAUACAUGAUGCAACAGUGACAGAUACAAUUGAAGACUCCCAAGAACCUGUAUUAAAUUCGGAUAAUGAAAACACAUUAAGCAGGACUACGACAUAUUUAACGUUUGGUCGUUGCAACUGCACUACAUCACAGAAUUUGAAGAAGCUGCUAAAAAGAAGUGAACAGUUGAGGGUUAAAAUGAAAAAAAAGUUUGUAACUAUGAAGAAGGAACUGAAGCAUUUAAAAAAUGAAGUGCGUUUUAAUAAAGAUCUGUCAAAAAUUUUUGAUAAAAAUCAGAUGAAAUUGCUUCUUUAUGACUAUAAAAGAAUGCCAUUGGUCUAA
Acromyrmex echinatior (Panamanian leafcutter ant) is the source of this 531-nucleotide messenger RNA. RefSeq lists its product as uncharacterized. Lineage: Eukaryota; Metazoa; Arthropoda; Insecta; Hymenoptera; Formicidae. The record is from RefSeq and is a predicted model, not a curated record.